AUGACUGUUCACUUGACAACAUGUAAGCAGAAGAAACAAAAUUCUAAUGUCAAGACACUUUUGUCAAGCAAAAAACUCUUGAAUUCUAGUUCAAGAUCCCAGAUAUUGCCUCUCAACAAAAUGGAACCAGUUAUUGCUUUCCAGUCAUCUGGCCCUCAAUUUCUUACCUGUCAUAUUUGUGGACGGGGAUUUGGAAGCCAUUCCCUUCCAAUUCAUGAACCUCAAUGUCUGGCAAAAUGGAAGAAAGAAAAUAGUAAUUUGCCAUCAAAUCAACAACAACCAGUUCUAGCAAAAGACAAGACAUUUCCAGCAGCACAAGUAAAAAUCAAUGAAAGAAAUCACAAAAGAAAUGAAAUCACUCAGUCUUGUUCCAAUUGUGCAAAACUUAUGUCAGUUAGUGAGUUUAAAGAUCAUCAGAAAAAUUGCAAAAAACAAAUAACUCCAAAGGUACAGAAAUCAGUGUCUGCCGUAUCUGUUUUUGCUCGACCUCCAACUGUCAUCUGCUACAUUUGUGGACGCGAAUUUGGCACAAAGUCCAUCUUCAUCCAUGAACCUCAAUGUUUGAAAAAAUGGCAUCUAGAAAAUGAGAAAUUAGCCAAAAAAGAUCGCAGACCAGAACCAAAGAAACCAGAAGUCGUUUCUUUGAAUGGUGACGGCAUUUACAAUCUUGAUGCUAUGAAUGAAGUGGCUUGGCAAGUCCUGACCGGCUUGUUGUUCAUCAGAAGAGUUGCAAGCCAAAGAAAAAAUGAACUAUAUUCCUGGUGUUGGAUGUUCUUGAAUCCAUUCAUCUGUUAUUUUUUUCUUUCUUUCUUCAUUUUACAUAUUUAUUUUCUUCCCAUCUGUUUAUUCUUUAUUUUUCUUCACUUUACUUUUCUUUAUAUCUUUUUUCUUUCUUUACAAUUUUCUUUAUUUUAUUUUUAUGUUUUUCCUUUUAUUUUUUAUUUUUUCUGCUCAUAA
This is a messenger RNA of Acanthosepion pharaonis, 957 nucleotides long. NCBI's taxonomy places the organism in Eukaryota, Metazoa, Mollusca, Cephalopoda, Sepiida, Sepiidae. The record is from the annotation of a GenBank genome assembly.